Tarenaya hassleriana is the source of this 1532-nucleotide messenger RNA. RefSeq names its product developmentally-regulated G-protein 1. Gene Ontology annotation, biological process: cytoplasmic translation. The record is from RefSeq and is a predicted model, not a curated record. Gene Ontology annotation, molecular function: GTP binding; GTPase activity. The transcript has 12 exons. Lineage: Eukaryota; Viridiplantae; Streptophyta; Magnoliopsida; Brassicales; Cleomaceae. The coding region runs from base 111 to 1310 and encodes 399 amino acids. Gene Ontology annotation, cellular component: cytoplasm.
CAAGACGCAAACUCUCGAUCGCUCUCUCUCUCUCGCCGGAGCCGGAGGGUCGCCCUGAGAUCGGCUUCGCUGAAUUCCACGCAGUGGUAGGAGCGGCAACUGAAGCAGAAAUGGGGAUCAUCGAAAAGAUUAAGGAGAUCGAGGCCGAGAUGGCUCGGACUCAGAAGAAUAAAGCUACAGAGUAUCAUCUUGGUCAGCUCAAGGCAAAGAUUGCAAAGCUUAGGACACAGUUGUUGGAGCCUCCCAAAGGUUCUAGUGGAGGUGGGGAAGGUUUUGAAGUUACAAAGUAUGGUCAUGGACGUGUUGCACUAAUAGGCUUUCCAAGUGUUGGAAAAUCCACGCUUUUGACCAUGUUAACUGGCACACAUUCUGAAGCAGCAUCGUAUGAGUUUACAACACUUACAUGCAUCCCCGGAGUAAUUCACUACAAUGACACAAAAAUCCAGCUGCUCGAUCUUCCUGGAAUUAUUGAAGGUGCUUCAGAAGGAAAAGGGCGUGGGAGGCAGGUUAUUGCUGUUGCAAAGUCUUCUGAUCUUGUGUUGAUGGUUCUUGAUGCCUCAAAAAGUGAAGGCCACAGGCAAAUAUUGACCAAGGAACUUGAAGCAGUGGGUUUGCGUCUAAACAAAAGACCUCCACAGAUAUACUUCAAGAAGAAAAAGACGGGGGGAAUUUCUUUCAACAGCACGAUGCCCUUGACUCACAUUGAUGAGAAGCUUUGUUAUCAAAUUUUGCAUGAAUACAAAAUUCAUAAUGCUGAGGUGCUAUUUCGUGAGGAUGCUACAGUGGAUGACCUUAUUGAUGUCAUUGAGGGCAACCGGAAAUAUAUCAAAUGUGUAUACGUAUAUAACAAAAUUGAUGUUAUUGGGAUUGAUGAUGUGGAUAGGCUAGCACGGCAGCCAAACUCCAUUGUUAUCAGCUGCAAUCUGAAGCUGAACUUAGACAGACUACUUGCAAGAAUGUGGGAUGAGAUGGGACUUGUGAGAGUUUACUCGAAGCCUCAAGGCCAGCAACCUGAUUUCGAAGAGCCCUUUGUCCUCUCAGCUGAUAGAGGUGGCUGCACGGUUGAAGAUUUCUGUGAUCAUGUCCACAGAACUCUGGUGAAGGAUAUGAAGUAUGCACUGGUUUGGGGCACUAGUGCAAGGCAUUACCCUCAGCAUUGUGGUCUCUCUCAACGUCUUCAAGAUGAAGAUGUUGUUCAGAUCGUCAAGAAAAAGGAGAAAGAGGAAGGAGGCAGAGGUCGAUUCAAAUCACAUUCAACAGCUCCCGCAAGAAUCUCGGACCGAGAGAAGAAAGCUCCUCUUAAGACAUAAGAAAACACAAGUGAGUUCAUCACAGCACCUGGUUCGAUUUUCGGUGUUGUCGUUGUAGUUUUUCGACUCAUUUUUUUAUGAGUUGAAUCCAUAUAUAUACUCGAUCGAGUCUCCACAUUAUGUUCUACUAGUAGAAUUUCUAUUUGCAUUUGGAUUUAAGUUUUAAUAUGGAAUGAAUCCGAGAGUGAUCUUUUGCCCUGAAAUAUACAAUCAUUCUGAUGA